This is a messenger RNA of Stylophora pistillata, 924 nucleotides long. Its product is annotated as ATP-binding cassette sub-family C member 4-like. The record is from RefSeq and is a predicted model, not a curated record. Gene Ontology annotation, biological process: transmembrane transport. Lineage: Eukaryota; Metazoa; Cnidaria; Anthozoa; Scleractinia; Pocilloporidae. Gene Ontology annotation, cellular component: membrane. Gene Ontology annotation, molecular function: ABC-type transporter activity; ATP binding.
AUGGCACCGAAUGGCUACAGGAAGAUCACCUCGACCAAUGACUCUGCUGAGAAAGUUGGUUUUGUCUCUGUCCUUUUGUUUCAAUGGAUGAACGAUGUCAUGAAGACAGGUAGUCAACAACCCUUGGAGGAAAGCGAUUUUGUGCCACUCUCCAAUGAGGACACCUCACAGUCGGUCACAGAUCGUCUCGAGAAGAAAUGGAAAGAAGAAAAAGCUAAUUCCACGAGAAAGGAGAAAAGGCCAAAGCUCUGGAAAAGUGUUUUGAAGAUGCUUUCCCCAAAGGAGGUUGCCUAUGUUUAUCUCCCUGGCGUCCUCUAUGGAAUUGGUUCCCUCGUCACACCACUGCUUAUUGGAUAUCUGAUUUUCAUGUUAAUGUCACCUGGAACGUAUACGAACCCCAUACUUCACGGUUGUUUGCUUGCGGCAGCCAUGACUCUGAACACAUUGAUCGGCAGCCUUGCCAUGCAGCACCACGCUUACGCGUGUGAAAUAUUGGGCAUCAGAUUGAGUAACGCAAUAAAAGGUCUCGUCUACAAAAAGAUCUUCCUGCUCAGCAAGAGUACACUGUUAAAGUUUUCAGCAGGACGAGUGGUUGAUCUUAUAUCAAAUGAUAUCCAGCGGAUGGAAACAGUAGCUCUUAAAUUUUUUGUAAUGAUGUCAGACGCACACCAAAUCGUGGCUGCAACGUUUCUGCUCGCGUAUCUGAUUGGCUGGCAGGCUCUAACUGGAGAGUUAUUUCUCUGUCUUCUUGUACCCUAUUACGUCGAGAUGUCCUCUGUCUACGCUGCGCUGCGUCUGCGCUCAGCAGCAGAAGGUGAUCGUCGAAUUUCCUUGACGAACCAAGUGGUUUCUGGGAUACGCGCUAUCAAGGCGCGUGCCUGGGAGGAUUAUUUCGGAGGAAAGAUAAAACAUACGCGAAAGUAG